CAGCCGACCAUAUGCGCUAAGCAGUGACUUACACACGGCAACGAGGGGAGACGCUGCUAUACCACACACCAUGGGAAAGAAACAGAAAAAUAAAGGAGAUGACGGUGCCAAAGAUGAUGGCAUUGACAUCGAUGCCCUAGCAGCUGAGAUUGAGGGAGCUGGAGCAGCCAAGGAACAGAGCAAAGGAAAGAGCAAGAAGAAGAAAGGAGCAAAGAAAGAUGACUUUGAUGAGGAUGACAUCCUGAAAGAACUGGAGGAAUUAUCACUUGAAGCUCAAGGUGGAAAACCAAAAGAACCAGCUAAGAAAUCAGAUUCCAUAGAGGAACCCGAACCUGAACCAGUGCUGACUAAAGCCGAGAAGAAGAAGGCCAAGAAGGGCAAGCGGGCCAGCCCAGAGGAUGAGGAGGGUGAGCAAGAUCAGGGUAAGGACGACAUGGAGAACGAGAGCCGGGCGAAGGGCAAGAAGCCGUUGGAGACUCCCGCUGCUGCUCCUGCUGCUUCAGACUCUGACGACGAGGGAUCGCAACAGAGACGAAAAACCAAGGGUGGGAAAAAAGGUGGCAGGAAAGGAGCAUCUGACUCGGAAGAGGAAGAUGAAGAUGGAGGUGCGAAGAAGGGAGGAGGUGGUGGAGGUGGUGACAGCGAGCAGUCGGAUGAUGACUUACAGGCCAACCGCAAGCAGAAGAAGAAAGGAAAAGCUAAGGCGAAGGCUGACAGUGACAACGAGGAAGCGGGAGACGAUGAUGGCACCUUCAAGAUGAAGACAGCGGCGCAGAAGAGAGCAGAGAAGAAGGAGAGGGACCGGAAGAAGAAAGAAGAGGAGAGGGCCAAGAUGAGAGCUAAGAAGGAGAAAGAAGAAGAGGUGGCCAAGAAAGACCUGGCCACGGCCGGGGCCAAGGCCACAGCAGCUCCGGCCACAGCAGCUCCGCCCACAGAAAUCAAAAAGGUGGAACCGGCCGUGCCGGAAGAGCAAGAGGGUGCUGAAGGAGAAGAUGAAGGCGAGGGGGAAAAGAAGAAGAAAGACAAGAAGAAGAAGAAGGGAGAGAAGGAAGAGAAAGAGAAGAAGAAAGGGCCGAGCAAAGCUGCAGUGAAAGCCAUGCAGGAGGCUCUGGCUCGGAUGAAGGAGGAGGAAGAGCGGGCUAAGAGAGAGGAAGAGGAGCGAGAAAGGCGCCUAGCUGAGCUGGAGGCACAGAGACUAGAGCAGGAGCGAUUGGAAGCAGAGAGGAAAGAGAAGAAGAAACAGAAGGAUAAGGAAAGGAAGGAGAGACUGAAGAAAGAGGGCAAACUGCUGACCAAGGCACAGAAAGAGGCUCGGGCCAGAGCAGAGGCCACACUCCGUGCGCUGCAGGCCCAAGGUGUUGAAGUGCCAUCCAAAGACUCAGUGCCAAAGAAGAAGCCUGUUUACUCCGACAAGAGAAAAAAGAAACCAACAGCACAAACUCCUGAAGAAACCUCAGAAGUGACCUCACCUACAUCAGAGGUGGCUGAGCCAAUUUUGACAAAGAAGGAAGUGGAUGCUCCUAAAGAGGGGCCAGGGGCAGAGCCAAAGCCAGAGGCUGGUGAUUUGGAUGAUUGGGAGGCCAUGGCCAGUGAUGAGGAAAGGGAGCUGAAGAAGGUCCAUAUCGAGGUAAAGGAGACGUCAGCUUCUCAGCCAGCCCACAAACCCUCUGCUCCUGCUGAGCAGGAGAAUGGCAGCGAAGAAGAUGAGGAGGAUGAGGAAGAUGAUGAAGAGGAGGAAGAUGAAGAGGAGGAAGAAGAAGAUGGUGAGGAGGAGAGUGAGGAAGAGGAAGAGAAGGAGAGCCCAACAGCCAAGUCAAAGAGUGGGAAGGAGGUGAGCUCAGAGUCGAGUAGCGAGAGCGACUCCGAUGACGAGCGCACCAAAGAGGAGCGGCUGUACGACAAGGCCAAGAGACGCAUAGAGAAACGAAGGCAGGAGAACCUGAAGAACAUCAACCCAGACAAGCUGAGAGCUCCUGUCGUAUGUGUGCUGGGGCAUGUCGACACAGGGAAGACCAAGAUCUUGGAUAAGCUGCGGCACACACACGUACAGGAUGGUGAGGCGGGUGGAAUCACUCAGCAGAUUGGGGCAACCAAUGUUCCCUUGGAAACCAUCAUUGAGCAAACAAAGAUGGUGAAAAACUUUGACAGGGAAAACGUGAAGAUUCCAGGAAUGCUGAUCAUUGAUACACCAGGACACGAGUCCUUCAGUAAUCUGAGGAACAGGGGGAGCUCCCUGUGUGACAUUGCGAUCCUGGUGGUGGACAUCAUGCAUGGCCUGGAGCCCCAGACUCUCGAGUCCAUCAACCUGCUUAAAGAGAAAAAGUGCCCCUUCAUCGUAGCCCUCAACAAGAUUGACCGUCUCUAUGACUGGAAGAAGAGUCCAGAUACGGACGUGGUGGCCACUCUGAAAAAGCAGAAGAAGAACACAAAAGAUGAGUUUGAUGAACGAGCCAAGGCAGUCAUCGUGGAAUUCGCCCAGCAGGGUUUGAAUGCUGCUCUGUUUUUUGAGAAUAAGGACCCACGGACCUUUGUGUCCUUGGUGCCCACUUCAGCCCAUUCAGGCGACGGCAUGGGGAACCUGAUUGGCCUGUUGGUGGAGCUCACCCAAACCAUGCUGGCCCGCAGGCUGGCCCACUGCGACGAGCUCCGUGCACAGGUCAUGGAGGUGAAGGCUCUGCCUGGUAUGGGCACCACAAUAGACGUAAUCCUGAUCAACGGGCGUCUGCGUGAGGGUGAGACCAUCAUAGUUCCGGGUGUAGAGGGGCCCAUCGUCACUCAGAUCAGAGGACUGCUGCUACCCCCACCACUCAAAGAGCUUCGGGUCAAGAAUCAGUAUGAGAAGCAUAAGGAGGUGUGUACGUCUCAGGGAGUAAAGAUUCUGGGGAAGGAUCUGGAGAAGACUCUUGCAGGCCUGCCACUGCUGGUGGCCCAUAAAGAGGAUGAAAUCCCUGUACUGAGGGAUGAGCUGAUCCGGGAGCUGAAGCAGACGUUGAAUGCCAUAAAGCUGGAGGAGAAGGGUGUGUACGUGCAGGCUUCAACCCUGGGCUCUCUGGAAGCUCUGCUGGAGUUCUUACGCACUUCUAAAGUGCCGUAUUCUGGCAUUAAUAUCGGUCCUGUCCAUAAGAAAGAUGUCAUGAAGGCAUCUACAAUGCUGGAGCACGACCCACAGUAUGCUGUGAUUCUGGCAUUUGACGUGAAGAUAGAGAGAGACUCUCAGGAGAUGGCUGACAGUCUGGGUGUUCGGAUCUUCAGCGCUGAGAUCAUCUACCAUCUGUUCGAUGCCUUCACCAAAUACAGAGAAGACUACAAGAAACAGAAACAGGAUGAGUUCAAGCACAUAGCAGUGUUUCCCUGUAAGCUGCGUAUCCUGCCUCAGUUCAUCUUUAACUCCAGAGACCCCAUUGUUAUGGGCGUGACUGUGGAGGCUGGUGUACUGAAGACAGGCACCCCGCUAUGUGUGCCCAGCAAAGGGUUUGUAGACAUUGGCAUUGUGACCAGUAUCGAGGUGAACCACAAACCUGUGGACACUGCCAAAAAGGGCCAGGAGAUCUGCGUGAAAAUCGAGCCCAUUCCCGGAGAGUCGCCCAAGAUGUAUGGCCGUCAUUUUGAGGCUGUUGACAUUAUAGUUAGCAAGAUUACUCGUCAGUCCAUUGAUGCUCUAAAGAACUGGUUCCGAGACGAGAUGCAGAAGUCAGAUUGGCAGCUCAUCAUGGAGCUGAAGAAAACUUUUGAAAUCAUCUGAGAAGACAGUGACUUCUAAACUGACCUAUGAGCUGAGACGACCACACACCACACACACCCACACACACACACACACACCCACACACACACACACACACACACACCAUCCUAUGCGCACUCCUGAGUUCAUCUGUGGUCAAGGAGUCCUAAGUGUUGCUACUAGUUUCUUACAAAUGAUACGAACGUUUCUUUUUCCACAACCACAGAGGGGAUAAAGGUGGGUGUGUGCAAGGUCGAGCACAUGCUCGUCCCCCUUUCCCUUCCACCUCCCUGGGACUGGUGGAGAGCACAAAAAUGAAAAAAAAAAGAAAAAAGAGAAAAAGAUGAGUGUUUUUCUGUGAGAAACUGAACUAUUACCACUGUUUUAACAGUGACCUGUUAGACAAAAAAGGUUAGAGAAACAUUUACACACUAUUCCGAACGUGCCUGUUCUUUCUGAUCAAUCAAUUUCCUUCAUUUCUCAGCUGCUUCUUCAGAUGGACACCGUUGCUUACCCCCAGCUGGGGCUGCUUAGUGGUUCACCCACAAAUGCUAAUGUGGCUAAUAAUAAGUAAAAGAUCAGGAGUACCUGUUAGCUUGGUCUUGUUUGAAUAAUGGUAACCAGCUCCUGUUGACUAUAAUUAUUAGCACCAUUAACAAAAAGCUUAGGAGUAGUUCAUCCACAAAUGCUAAUGUGGCUAACAAUAUAUGAAGGUUAAUGGGAGCCAGUUAGCAUGGUCUUGCUUGGGAAAUGCUAACUGGCUCUUGACUAGAAUUAUUAGCAACGUUAGCUUGUCUGGGUGAAGGAUACCAUUGAUGGUUAUUUCCAGAUUCCCAGGAUCCAAUUUAGCCUGGUCUCCGGUAAAAGACAUUUAGGUGGUGAUCAGGAAA
Messenger RNA from Colossoma macropomum (tambaqui), 4611 nucleotides. It is a transcript of the gene eif5b, whose product is annotated as eukaryotic translation initiation factor 5B. Lineage: Eukaryota; Metazoa; Chordata; Actinopteri; Characiformes; Serrasalmidae. The record is from RefSeq and is a predicted model, not a curated record. Gene Ontology annotation, molecular function: GTPase activity; translation initiation factor activity; GTP binding.